This is a messenger RNA of Sipha flava (yellow sugarcane aphid), 859 nucleotides long. RefSeq names its product protein ALP1-like. The transcript has a single exon. NCBI's taxonomy places the organism in Eukaryota, Metazoa, Arthropoda, Insecta, Hemiptera, Aphididae. The record is from RefSeq and is a predicted model, not a curated record. Bases 227 to 859 code for a protein of 210 amino acids.
CCUUCAUUACUACUUCAGAUUAGGCAUAAGCACAAUCAGUAAAAUUGUUCGUUUAAUUUGCCACUUCUUGUGGGUUAUACUAAAAAACGAAUUACUUCCACAACCAACAGAAGAAAAUUGGCAAAAAAUAGCAAGAGAUUUUAAAAAAACCGCUCAAUUUCCAAACUGUCUGGGCUGUGUGGAUGGGAAACAUAUAAGAGUAAAUAGAUUUCCACAAAGUGGGUCAAUGAAUCUAAAUUACAAAGGAUAUUUUUCUAUUGUUCUUAUGGCGGUGGCCGAUUCAAAUUAUAAAUUCACCUAUGUAGACAUUGGAGCUUAUGGUAAAGAUUGUGACUCAUCAGUGUUUCAGCGUACUAUUUUUUUUGAGUUAAUGACGAGUAAUCAAUUAAAAAUACCAGCGCCAUGCCCUAUAGAUUCAACUAGUAAUAUACAUUUUCCAUUUGUACUUGUAGCAGAUGAAGCAUUUGGGCUAUCCGAACAUUUAAUGAGACCUUAUGCCGGGCAUAAUCUUACAGAAAAAAAAAGAGUUUUUAAUUACCGUUUAAGUCGGGCCAGAAGAUAUGUCGAAUGCGCUUUCGGUAUUUUAGCUAAUAAGUGGAGAAUUUUACAUAGGGCACUUAAUGUAUCAAAAAAGUUUUCGAAAGACAUAGUAAAAGCAUGUGUUAUUUUACAUAAUUUAGUUAGAACAAAGGAUUCACAAAUAUAUGACAUCGAUGUUUAUGAAACUAGAACGCUGCAAGAUUUACCUAGAGCUUUAUGUAAUAGAUCAUCAAGAACUGCAAAUGAUUUAAGGGAUCGUUUUGCAGACUACUUUGUGAGCACAGAAGGAUCGUUGCCAUGGCAAUUGAAAAAAAUUUGA